Molecule: messenger RNA, 1251 nt
Organism: Acyrthosiphon pisum (pea aphid)
Lineage: Eukaryota; Metazoa; Arthropoda; Insecta; Hemiptera; Aphididae
Product: HIV Tat-specific factor 1
Cellular component (GO): U2-type spliceosomal complex; U2 snRNP
Molecular function (GO): RNA binding
Source: RefSeq, a predicted model, not a curated record
AUAGAAUCAGUAGAUCUAGCAUUAAAGUUAUUGGAUGGUUACAUAUUUCGUGAUAAAAAGAUCAGUGUGGAAAAGGCGAAAUUUACAAUGCGUGGAGAAAAAUAUGACCCAUCAUUAAAACCAAAAAAGAAAAAACGAAAAGAUAAAGAAAAGAUAAAAAAAAUUCAAGAAAAGUUAUUCGAUUGGAGGCCUGAUAAAAUUAUUGGUGGAAGAGGAAAACAUGAAAAUGUUGUGAUUGUCAAAAAUUUAUUUGAAAAAGAAACAUUUGACAACGAUGUAUCAUUACUUUUAGAAUACCAAAGAGAUCUAAGGGAAGAGUGUUCAAAAUGUGGUAUAGUGAAAAAAGUAGUUGUGUAUGAUAGACAUCCAGAGGGUGUUGCUCAAAUUAAUUUCAAGGAACCUGAUGCAGCUGAUGCUUGUGUGCUACUAUUAAAUAAUCGGUGGUUUGGACAAAGAAAGAUUACUGCUGAAACAUGGGAUGGGAAAACAAAAUACAAAGUCAUUGAAACACCUGAAGAAACUGAAGAACGCUUAAAGAAAUGGGAGACAUAUUUAAUAGCCACCGGUAGUACUGAAAAGAACGAUGCUCAUGAAUCUGAUAGUGACUCAGUAAAAACAAAAAGCGGUGGUGAAAGUGAUGAUGAAAUGUCAUCAAAUAAUCAAACUACAAAUAAUGAAAAUAAAGAUAAGUCAGAGUCAAAUUAGUCUUCUCCAGCAGGUAUAGCGUCUUCUAGCCGUUUGUUGAACUUUAUUCGCAAUUCAGUGGCCAAAUCGCCUUUAAGUUGAUCUUGCACAAACCAACAAGACACAUCCAUUUGGACCUAAACACAUAACAACUAAUUAUAAUACUUAUUGUAUUUUGUAUGUACAAAAACUAUUUGAACAUUAAUUAGUAUUGCCAAAAUAUAAAUUGUAUUUAUACUCAACACAAUAAAGCGCUAUAAAAUAAUAUUAAUAACAUAUUUUCAUACAGUUUAAUAAUAUAAAGAAAAAUUGUUUUGUAUAAUUAUAUAAUUCUGAUGUAGAAUAAUAUUUUGUGCUAAGUUCUAAAUAGCUUCUAAGUAGUAUUUUACUCAAUUGUGAAAUUAUUUUCAUGACAUUAGUCUUAUUAUUAAUUAUACAACUGUCACAAAUAAUGAGUAUAUUUAAAUACAUUUUAUUUUUUAUACUAUUAUAGUACAGUAACUCCCAGUUUAAUUUUUUGUCAUAAAAAUAAAAACAUUAAAAGUCAGCUACCAAGUAUCUAUCUAA